Rhizoctonia solani is the source of this 318-nucleotide messenger RNA. RefSeq lists its product as uncharacterized. The transcript is spliced from 4 exons. Bases 1 to 318 code for a protein of 105 amino acids. Lineage: Eukaryota; Fungi; Basidiomycota; Agaricomycetes; Cantharellales; Ceratobasidiaceae. The record is from RefSeq and is a predicted model, not a curated record.
AUGCAAACCUGGCGAAGGCUCCCAGUCUUUGUUGCUGUUCUAUUAGCAACUCUGCAGGCAACAUUAUGCGAAACUGCGUCAGGUGACAUGGGUGGACUUUUACCUGAAGGAAGUAGGAAUUUGGAUGGACCGAUAGAUUUCACGAAUGCGGAGGAUGUAAUGGAGAAAUUGGGACCUGUGAUAACGAAUCCUGACGGCUCCAUGUCACGUAUCGGAAACUGGAAAGAAUUAACGAAACGUGAGCGGGCCACGUAUCUGAAAAAGCUGGCGAAAGGGAAGACAACGGCGAAGCUAAUGAAAUCGAAGGACGAAAUGUAA